AAACGAGGAUCAUCCAAUGGUGAAAUGGCGCUCGACACUGCUAUUUUGCACACUUGUAUUAUUUCGCGCGUUAGCCUGUAAAGUGGUGAGUGGUGACUGACAUGUGUGAAACCGUAUCGUAGGGCAGCCGCCAUUCGGUGAGUGCUUGUACUUACCUCGUCGGAGGCAAUAUGUACCUCAUGGCUCUUGCAACUUGAUGGACGACGCGUUUCGGUAUUCCCAAUCCCAGUCCUACGGACAAGUUUUUUGGUUUCUGCCUUUCUGGUUUGUGUAGUUUAAUUGCACCUCCUUUAACUUGUCACACUGCAGGACAUCUCCCGUCAACUUUUGAUGAAGUUUUGCAGCAGGAUGAUUGCGGAUGCUGUGUUAAUCAUCGUCGUUUCCUUCAUCGCUUCGGCUAUCGGCGAAGGGCUGACAUGGCUGCUAGUGUACCGGACCGACAGAUACAAGAAGCUGAAAGCGGAAAUCGAUCGCCAAGUCAAAAAGGUUGAGAAGAAGAAAAAGGAAGAAACCGCUGUUUCGCGCAAUAAGAAAAAGAUGUUGGACCGGGAAGAGGGAAAACUAAAGCACAACAAUCGCGAGUUGUCCAUGGUGAAGAUGAAAUCGAUUUUCGCCAUCGGUGUGGCUUUUUCAGCGAUGUUGAGCAUAUUUAGUGCUUUGUUCGAAGGAAAAGUGGUAGCAAAGUUGCCUUUUAUACCUUUUGGGCUUUUUCAAGGCCUUUCUCAUCGGAACCUGCUUGGAUCAGAUUAUACUGAUUGCUCCUACUUAUUUUUAUAUAUCUUAUGCACUAUGUCAAUUCGCCAGAAUUUGCAAAAGAUCCUCGGUUUCGCUCCUGCUAGAUCAAGCAACCAGAACGCAGGCUUUUUUACCCCUCCGACGACGAAAUAAUAUAAAAAUUAUAUUUCAGCUGAUUAUUGAAUGUAUUUACUAUUUUUGCCCAUUAGCCACACGCAUAAAAUUCCCAUGGUCUGUGGUCACUGAUUUUCUAAUAAUUUUUAUUAGUCCGAGCUGCUCAGAAUUGACCAUUAAUCUUUUCCGACUACUUCGGUUUUGAAGUAUUAAAAUGUUACAUUCUGUUAGUAGCCGUACAGAUUUCUGCUUGUGAACUGACCGAAAGAGCGAAUAAUGAACGAAGAG
Messenger RNA from Paramacrobiotus metropolitanus, 1137 nucleotides. RefSeq names its product calcium load-activated calcium channel-like. The record is from RefSeq and is a predicted model, not a curated record. The coding region runs from base 331 to 888 and encodes 185 amino acids. Lineage: Eukaryota; Metazoa; Tardigrada; Eutardigrada; Parachela; Macrobiotidae. Gene Ontology annotation, cellular component: endoplasmic reticulum membrane; endoplasmic reticulum; cytoplasm. The transcript has 6 exons. Gene Ontology annotation, molecular function: calcium channel activity. Gene Ontology annotation, biological process: endoplasmic reticulum calcium ion homeostasis.